Papaver somniferum (opium poppy) is the source of this 1577-nucleotide messenger RNA. Its product is annotated as transcription factor bHLH106-like. The record is from RefSeq and is a predicted model, not a curated record. NCBI's taxonomy places the organism in Eukaryota, Viridiplantae, Streptophyta, Magnoliopsida, Ranunculales, Papaveraceae. Gene Ontology annotation, biological process: regulation of DNA-templated transcription. The transcript has 2 exons. Bases 191 to 1021 code for a protein of 276 amino acids. Gene Ontology annotation, molecular function: DNA-binding transcription factor activity; protein dimerization activity.
UUAUGCCUUUAUGGGUCUCUUUUAUAAACCCAAGCGGCAACAAAGAAUGAAAGACAGAAAGUCAGUAGCAGCACCAGCAGAAGAAACAAAACAUCAAAACCCUAGACGCAAAAAAGAAUCAUACUUUGAAGAAUAAGAAGAAGAACAACAACAGAUACUUCAAACUAAAUCUAUAUCUUUGUCUUUCAGUAUGAUGCCUGAAAACUUAACUUCAUCAUCACCUUCAGAACUCUACAGAUUUUUAAGUGGGAAUGAUUUUAUGGAUGCAUAUGGAAUUCAUUCCAUGAAUAAUAAUUAUGAUUUUACAGGUGGGAUUAUUAGUAAUAAUAAUCAUUAUCUAGGAAAUAACAGCAGGGGCAGCAGCUUUAACGGUGGUUCUUCUGCUUUUUACCAAUAUAAUGAUGUCUCAGAUAUAACUGAUAAUCUGAAUCAGAUUCCACAAGCUAGAGCUUUAGCUGCUUCAAAGAAUCACAGAGAAGCUGAGAAAAGACGAAGAGAAAGAAUCAAUUCUCAUCUCAAUAAACUCAGAAGCCUUCUUCCUUGCAAUUCAAAGACAGAUAAAGCUUCCCUACUAGCAAAAGUUAUUCAACAUGUUAAAGAAUUAAAGCAACAAACGAUGGAGAUUUCUGAAUUAGAGUUAUUUCCAUCAGAAACGGAUGAAAUCAGUGUGCAGGCAGCUGGAGAUUAUUCUGUUGAUGGAAGAUCGAUUCUAAAAGCAUCACUAUGUUGUGAAGAUAGAUCUGAUCUUUUACCUGAACUAAUCGAAACCCUAAAGUCUCUGAGAUUGAAGACUUUAAGAGCUGAAAUGUCUACAUUAGGUGGGAGAGUUAGAAAUGUGUUUCUUGUUACUGGUGAAGAAGAUCACCAAGAUCAUCAAAGUAAUAUUGAAUCUAUUGGUUUUUUACGCGAUGCUUUGAAAACUGUAAUGGAUAGAUCCAAUUCAAAUGACCGGUCUAAAAGAAGAAGAAUGGUUGAUAGAAGAUCAAUCACAGCAACUUCAGUGAUAACAACAACAACUUGAAAAUUAUCGCUAGAGACCUGACAAGAUCGCGUUUUUAGAUCACUCAACAGGCCAUUUGAGGAACAUGAAAAAAAUAGUUUGCUGGUUUUGGUCACUCCAAUUCUUUUAAAUCGUUUAUUUCAAAGUUGCUUCAGCUGGCCUUAGUCAUGAGUAGUUAUACUGUUUUGAUUUGUAAGGUCUGAUUGAUGGUUUAUUAUGUAGUGUGGUGAGUUUGUAGUGUGCUUAGAAUAGUUUGUAGUUUGUGCAUGGAGUGACAAGAAAGAAAACAAUGGACAAAAAAAAGAUAUUAAAGCUGUAAGUACGUAGGAAUAUUGGGAGGUCUUUUUUCUUCUAUGCAGAUGUGAUUGAGUUGACGAAUGCUGUGAGAGAUUCGAAUAUAUCCGAACUGCAGUUGAGGAUUUUUCUUCUUCUUCUUCUUAGGAAUAUCAUGAUUAUGUAUUUUCUUGGAUUCUUGAUCCAGACAGAGAUCAGAAUCAAUGUUUCAGUCAUGAAAUGUAACUAAAACUCCACGAAAAGAAGUGGGUCAAUGGACAAAUUUAUUUUUGUGUGCGCUUAA